Cheilinus undulatus (humphead wrasse) is the source of this 1085-nucleotide messenger RNA. RefSeq names its product hydroxysteroid (17-beta) dehydrogenase 3 (gene hsd17b3). The transcript is spliced from 11 exons. The record is from RefSeq and is a predicted model, not a curated record. Gene Ontology annotation, molecular function: testosterone dehydrogenase (NADP+) activity. Bases 1 to 972 code for a protein of 323 amino acids. Lineage: Eukaryota; Metazoa; Chordata; Actinopteri; Labriformes; Labridae. Gene Ontology annotation, cellular component: endoplasmic reticulum.
AUGGAUUUAACAGAGAUUUUUUUUACUUCUCUUGGUGCUGCAGUCACUGUGUACUAUGGAGCGAAAAUGCUGCUUUCAUGUAGGAUGCUUUUUCCUAAAGUGUUUUUUCCACUACCAAAAGCCUUUUUCACCUCGAUGGGAGAAUGGGCAGUGGUGACCGGUGCUUCAGAGGGUAUAGGAAGAGCAUAUGCCUUUGAGCUGGCUGAGCAAGGAAUGAACGUGGUGAUCAUGAGCAGGACCAAAGCAGCACUGGACCAGGUGGCCAAGAAAAUAAGUGAAACCACAGGGCAAAGAGUGAAAGUGAUAGUGGCAGACUUCAUGAAGGAAAACGUGUUCAGAGAACUACAGGAUCAGCUGAAGGAUCUCAACAUCGGGGUUUUAGUCAAUAACGUAGGCAUGCUGCCCAACGUCGUCCCUUGUGAAUUCCUUCAGUCUGCAGAUCUGGAUCAGACGAUCACAAAGCUGAUUAACUGCAAUGUGAAAACAAUGACCAAGAUGUGCAGAAUAAUCCUCCCAGGCAUGGAGAACAGGAGGAAAGGAGUGAUUGUGAAUAUCUCGUCUGGAGUUGCCUCUGUUCCGUUUCCCCUUUACACCCUGUAUGCUGCUUCUAAGGUGUUUGUGGAAAGAUUCUCACAAGCUCUGCAAGCUGAAUACAAAGAUAAGGGGAUUAUUAUACAGUCUGUAUCUCCAUUUGGAGUCUCCACUCGAAUGGCAGGGUACCAGGAAACGAAUAUAGUGACUCUAUCACCGGAGGAGUUUGUGAAAAGCUCCCUGCAGUACAUCAGAGCUGGGGAGAAAACACACGGCAGCAUCUGCCACAUGAUUCUGGGCUGGUUGCUGCGGUCCAUUCCUCCUCAGGUUCUCUACUCAGAGUUCAUGAUGCACAGCUUACAAGACUAUGUGAGGAAGAAAAUGGCUCGGAAAGCAGCUAUCUCUGCAAAACAUGCAACAUUUAGAAAGAAAGAAAACUAGAACAGCGCUAAAAUCACAGACCUGCACUCUGAACAAUAACUCCACUCUCUACGGUAGGAAAGACUGCUUAAAACACCUAUUAUGUCAAGACAUACAGUGCUUAACAAAUUUAU